AUGAUCUCGCACGCUGUCGCACGAGCGCCAUCCGACGUUGACUACCGCAGCGAGCUUUGCAUUGGUGCCGAGCCAGAACAGGGGUCGUCAUCGCGCACUCGGCAGACUAGUUGCCGCAUCCAAUCAACACGAUCCAUGAUCCUGCUUCUCCUUCCUUGGCCGGCGCCUCGUAUCGGUCUCAUGCUUCUUACAUGGUUUCUUGGAACAAAAGGCAGGCUGUGCAAGAGGCGGAGAACCGGGGCUGGUCAGUCGUGUGGCAUCGGCGUUUACGUGAAGCUCUCUCGGAAUCGAGGCUGCGGACUACGACAGAGAAAGAGAAAUUCGCUAGAUGCCGAGCUGGCAUUUUUGGUGCACCACACACGAUCAUGCAUCGGCACAACUGCACAGCUUGACGGCUGCUCCUCUCUCGCCUCGCUGGCGGAUCGACAUUCCGCCCCUGAAAUCCGACCUCGCCAACGAUUCAGCCUACUCCUGCAGCUUGCCAGCGUGAAGCUGUGUCUGGGAUUCGCUUCGGUCCUUUCCUCCGGUUCAUCGAGCCGACCGACGGCAUGUCGGAAUUUGCCAUAUCGCUAUUUGCGUGCCCAUCAUCCCCGGAGGCUCACUACCUCACCUGCCUCCCUUUCGUUUGGACUUCGUUUGUGCAGCCGCUUGACGUUCGGCAUCAUUGGUGGCAUGCAGAACCGUCCAAGUCUUUCUCCAGCAUCGGCCCGGCGUUUCCACUUCCAUCACCACAGAGACUCUUACAUCACCAUGAAGCUCUCAUCCACAGCCAUCGUGGCAGCUGUAUCGCUCGCCUCGUCGGUCGCCGCCAACAUCGGCCGUGGCGUUCCCGACCCCAAGAACAUUCAGAACCUCUACAAGCGUCACCGCGACAGUGGCCACUACCACAAGCUCAUCUACAAGCGCGGUUCGCCCGCCGACUCGGCUCUCAAGCCGCGCGCCACCACCGAGCCCGAGCAGGCCGCCAUCACGUCUGCCAAGCAGGAAUGCCAGGCCUACUACCUCCCCGAGAUGGCCGCCAUCCAAAAGCAGUUCCCUGUGCCCUGGGACAACGCCACCAUCCUCCCCGGUGAUACCGAGGCCAUGAACGUCUGGAACGCCAUCAAGAACUCGGGCACCAUCCCCACCGACGUCAAGCCCAAGGGCAAAGUCAACGGCGAUUUCACGUCGUUCACACCCACCUACCCUCACAGCGAUCCCGACUGUUGGUGGACCUACAAUGGCUGCGACACGCCCAAGCACCCCAACCUCGCCGCCGACCUCACGCAGUGCCCUGAGCCCAACACCUGGGGUCUCACCUUCGACGACGGCCCCAACUGCACCCACAACGCCUUCUACGACUUCUUGCAGCAGAACAAGCAGAAAGCCACCAUGUUCUAUAUCGGCUCCAACGUCCUCGAUUGGCCGCUCGAGGCGCAACGUGGUCUGGUCGACGGUCAUCACAUCUGCGUUCACACCUGGUCGCACCAGUACAUGACCGCGUUCCCCGACGAGCAGGUGUUCGCUGAGCUCUACUACACUGCCAAGGCGAUCAAGGACGUUGUCGGUGUUACGCCCACUUGCUGGCGCCCACCGUUCGGCGACAUCGACGACCGCGUUCGUGCCAUCGCCAAGGGUUUGGGAUUGGAAUCGGUGCUGUGGACCGACGACACGGAUGACUGGAAGAUCCUGCCCGCCGGUACCGAGCCUACUGCGAGCAUCGACGCCAACUACGCCUCGAUCAUCGCCAAGGAGACCAACGGACCCACCGCCGGCCAGGGCAACAUCGUCCUCACCCACGAGAUCAACGGACACACCAUGGACGAGUUCAUGAAGCAGUACCCCAAGAUCCAGGCGGUCUUCAAACACAUUGUACCGCUCACCGCCUGCAUGAACCAGACCAACCCGUACCCUGAGAAGAUCACCUACCCCAACUUUGCCCAGUACAUCGCCGGCAACAUCAACGCGACCGGCCUCCCGCAAGGUUCCCAGAUCAAGGCGGGCGACAACAACUACCAGCCCAGCGCGGCGAUCAGCCAAACGGCUACGGGAACCCAGACCGGUGGCAUCUCCGGUGCUACGGGUGCCGGAUCGUCCAGCUCGACUGGUUCGAGUGGCUCGAGCAGUUCGACGACAAAGGCGAACCAGAGCAACGAGAAGUCGGCGGGUACAUCGUUGGUCGUCGGUGGAUCGUUGGCUCUCGUCGGUCUGCUUUCCGUCGUCGUCAUGCUUGUCUAA
Molecule: messenger RNA, 2217 nt
Organism: Pseudozyma hubeiensis SY62
Lineage: Eukaryota; Fungi; Basidiomycota; Ustilaginomycetes; Ustilaginales; Ustilaginaceae
Product: chitin deacetylase
Exons: 2
Coding region: 1-2217 (738 amino acids)
Biological process (GO): carbohydrate metabolic process
Cellular component (GO): membrane
Molecular function (GO): chitin deacetylase activity
Source: RefSeq, a predicted model, not a curated record